This is a messenger RNA of Chara braunii, 2662 nucleotides long. Lineage: Eukaryota; Viridiplantae; Streptophyta; Charophyceae; Charales; Characeae. The record is from the annotation of a GenBank genome assembly.
UUGCGCUGCGAAAGAAAAACAAGGUUUGGCUCUGGUGUGAGCAGGGACAGGAGGUAGCCACAUUGAAAGGGAGGGGGGAGUAUUGGGUCAGGUGCAGGUUGUGCUCGACAAUCUGGAGGGGGUCGGCAAGCAAGGCUGCCGAGCAUUUCUUGAAGCCGAUGAGGCUGUGUGCACUGCGGACAGGGGAUAUAGUCCACACUUUGGUUGCUGGUGGUGCGAAAGUGCAGCCUAACGACAAGAACACGAAGUACUUGUUGAGGAAUUACAAGGGAGGCGAGGCCGAAUCGGAUGUGCAUUGUGGUGAUGCAUCACAUGGAGAGGAAGGUUUGGAAGAUCCGCAAACAGACGAGCCCCAGCCACCGCCUGUUGCAGGGCGGGCAGUUGCCGGCAUUGCAAACAUGCUCGCCGAUGCACUUGAUGAGGCUAUCGACGCGGGAGGUGCAGUGGAGAGCGGAGGCGGUGAGGAAGGGCAAGGGUCAACAGCACGAACGAUUACCUUGAGACAGACCACUGUGCGACGUUGGGUGGACACUGCGGCGCAGAAAAAGCUGGACAUUGCGUGGGCUGAGGCCAUGUUCAGGGCUGGCAUUGCUUUCAAUUUCUUGAACAUGGACACGACUCAGACGUUGCAUGCCGUUUACCUGGAGGUAGCGAACGCGAGGCCGAAAGUGAAGCUACCAUCAUACAACUACAUGAGGACAGUCAUGUUGGACAUCAUCUACUUGAAGAUCCAAAAGGAGGUGAACCCGAUGACGAGGUGUUGGGACUCGACUGGAUGCACGUUCAUCACUGACGGGUCAACUGACCGCAAGAAUCGGUCAGUGAUGAACUUCUUGGCGGCGGGGGAACAAGGGGCGGUGCUCGUGACGACGGUGACAAUGAGUGGCAGGAAGAAGAAUGCAGUGGCGUUGGCGAAGUUAUGGGAGCAGUGGAGAGCAUUGAGAUGGUCGGGGGAGAGGUUGCGUAGGAGAGCCGACCUCGUGUACUACACAGUGAGGUCAGAGGCAUGGUGGCCGCAUGUGAGGAAGAUUGUGGACAUCAUGCACCCUAUCUUCCAGUUGCUGAAGAGAAUGGACGCAGAAGGCACACCUCCCACCAAUCUUGUUGAGUACGAUGAUAUGAUUCAGCGAAAAUUGACGAACGUGGUGCUGACACAGAAGGAGCGGGAGGAUGUCAUGGAAAAGGUGCGUGACCGCGUGCAAAUGAUGAGGCAGUCGGUUCAUGCAGCUGCAUUCAUUCUUGAUCCACGGCGGCGGAAUGAACGCUGGCUCUUCGAUCAGAACAGUGCAGUGAUGCAAAAUGCAAUGCGCUACUUCUUGAGGCAGAUUGUGGGUGAGUGGAACAGCCAGGAACAUUCUGACUUGUGGGCGGAGUUGAUGGAGUUCAAAAAAGAGCCCGCGAGGGUUGCGACCGAGCAAGUGUGCACGGAGCCCGGGAAAGCUAUGAAGAAGCGCAAGGAUGAGCACAUGUGGAAACAACCGGCGGUGGACGAUGUGAGGAGGCUUAACCCUGCGACCUGGUGGGCAGCACAUGGCGGGGAUGUCCCAACAUUUCAGGGAAUUGCAAUCAAGGUUAUGGGGAUGUGGAGCACUGCGACCCCCGCUGAGCGCAACUGGGCCUCCAUGGACUUUGUCCACACGAAGAGACGAAACAGUUUGUCCCCAGCAUCCCUCGAGAAGCUCGUGUACAUACACUGGAACAUGCAGUUGCUGCGAGCUCGACACCACAAGGAUAGCGGGUUCGUUGAUGUCUGGGGUUCGUUCUUCGAGCCAAUCAUGGAGCCAGAACAGAAUGACGGGUCCACGCUGGAAACUGGCACUCAGGAUGCUGCUGAAAAAGAGGAUGAGGAGAUGAGGCAAAGAAACAUGGCGAAGGCUUCAAAAAACAGGAUCCCCCAAAACCUUCUCGAUUCCGAAACUAGUGACAGCAGCGACCUCGAGGAUAUGGUGUGGAAGGGGAAGUGCUGGAAUGAGUCAUCAUCGGAGGAUUGCACCGAGGACGAGGACUCCGAUUUCGAGCUCGGUGUGGUGCCUGCAGUCCCAACGACCACGUACCUCGGCAGGCGAACAAGGCCACAGGACAGGGAGCUCGAGCUUGAGCCUACGCCAGUCGUCGAGAGAGUGGACACGGAUGUAGAGUUUUUGUUGCACCGCCACGAUGUCCCGGACGAGGAAGAGGCCACCCGAGCGAAGGAGAUGGCGGACAGGGAUCGUGAACUUGUGGAGAGGCGGGUCGCUGAGGAGGAGGCCCGUCGUGCAGCGAUCCCUACACGCAGGGAGAGGGAGAGGAAUGUUGCACAGCAGGAAAAGCGCGGGGGCGAGGCCCUGAAGGAAAUGGACGGGGAUGUCCAGCCUGCCGUGGAGAAGGGCGAGCAGCAGCAAGGGGAGCCUGCACAUGCAGCGGAAGAACAGCAAGCACCAAUUGCCGCGUACACGCGCAGGCUCCGCCCAUGCGUGGAGCAACAAGUGGGAGUGGAGGGAGACGACCGACCAGCAGGUUGCAAUUGGCGAGAGGGGGAAGGAGCAGCUGGAAGAGCAGCAGGCCGCAAAGGACAUCGGCACGCCCCCUUUCCCUAAAUUCAACGAUGCUCUCCACCAUGACAACCUCUGGAAGAGCAGGGCAGGCAGGAAGAGGAAGGCAACAACGGAGUCCCCCGAAGCGC